Pogona vitticeps (central bearded dragon) is the source of this 2183-nucleotide messenger RNA. It is a transcript of the gene LRRC3B, whose product is annotated as leucine rich repeat containing 3B. Gene Ontology annotation, cellular component: plasma membrane. Gene Ontology annotation, molecular function: protein binding. The record is from RefSeq and is a predicted model, not a curated record. Lineage: Eukaryota; Metazoa; Chordata; Lepidosauria; Squamata; Agamidae.
AGGCUUCGCGUCCGCCACUUCUGCUUUUGGCACGUCGUCGGAAGAAACUCUCAGUAGGGGUCUACCCUGCCACCGAAGGCACAUCUACCACUCCCUGAUCGCAGAGGUUGCAUGUGGCAUAAAUGAUCCCCCCCUCUCAGGUAGGAAGGGGGCGAGGUCUCAAAUGUAGAAUGAGAGAGAUGGGAGGGGGGAACCUUUCCGUGAUCUCUCCGUCGCGGCAACACCUGUAGAGCACAGGCGAUCGCCCCCCCCCCACUCUGCAGAGUGACUCUCAAUCGUUCACACGUCUGUAUCUCUUGCAAGGCACUGCCUUUGCCACGCCCGGGUUGCAGGAUGUUGCCGCCGCCGCGCUGCUUCAGCCGCCGCCGCUGCUGCUCCUGAUCAGCAUUCGGGGGGCGAGGGAAGCGAAGUGCGGCCAGAGCGAUCGGGACGUGCCAGCCGGCUGGCGGUGCAACAUGAGGCGAAGAGUCAGCGCGCAGCAGCCGCCGAACCGAGCUCUGGUGGGAAGCGCCUCGGGUUGCCUUGGGAUUUUGCCACACUGAAGCACUGGGCGGGGAGAAAAACCAAACCGGAGAGAGCCCCUCCUCGCCGCCACCGGGUCAGUUCCUUAACGGUGCGGGACCACCUCGGGGAAAAAGGCUGCCUCCUUCAUGCCUCGCUUGCGGCUCCCUCCAGAAAGCGUGCAACAAAUGGCAGCCAGAGCUGUUAUCCGGGCUGCGGUAGCGGCGGCGGCGGCGGCGACUCCUAGGUGAGACGCAAAGGCUCCGAUCUGCAAGCUGCAGCGCUCUAUGCAUGCAUGCAUGCCUGCGCCUCGCCUUCCUCGCCUCCUCCUGAGUCACCCCGCUGCAACUGACCUCUUGCCCACAGGAUAUGAGAUGGCACCAUGUGAUUCAUUCAGCAAAAUAUCUUUCUACCUCGAGAGAAAAAGGGAACAUCCAGUGAGGAGACUCACGCUGCUGUCUUUGAUGUUCUUUUAAAAAAGAAAAUUGACCAUGAAGAAAUCUAUGUGUUAACACAUCUCCAGUAACAUCAACGAAGUGAAUGAAGUUGUGGUUUUGUGCCUGACAUCCUUUGCCACCACUGUUGGGUAAAUGAGAAGUGGUUGUGUGAUUAUGCUGACAUCCCAGCAUGCAUUUGGUAGACCUGUGGUUAACUCGCUCCCUCUCCAUGUGUCUGCUCUUACAAAGCUUUGUCCUCAUGAUACUGUGCUUUCAUUCUGCCAGUAUGUGCCCCAAAGGAUGCCUUUGUUCCCAUUCUGGAGGCUUAAAUGUCAGUUGCAGCAAUGCAAACCUCAAGGAAAUACCCCGAGAUCUUCCUCCUGAAACUGUCUUGCUUUACUUAGACUCCAAUCAGAUUACAUCCAUCCCCAAUGAGAUUUUCAAGGACUUGCACCAAUUAAAAGUCCUCAACUUAUCCAAAAACAUUAUUGAGUUCAUUGAUGAACACUCCUUCAAAGGGGUGGCAGAAACUUUACAGAUGCUGGACUUGUCUGACAAUCGGAUUAAAAGUGUGCACAAAAAUGCUUUUAACAAUCUAAAGGCCAGGGCUCGGAUUGCAAACAAUCCUUGGCACUGUGACUGCACCCUGCAGCAGGUCUUGAGAAGCAUGGCAUCCAACCAUGAAACACCCAACAGUAUCAUCUGUAAGACUGCAGAGUUUGAUGAACAUGCUGGGAGGCCGUUCCUCAAUGCUGCUGAUCCUGACCUCUGUAACAUACCUAAAAGGACUACCGACUAUGCCAUGCUGGUCACCAUGUUUGGCUGGUUCACCAUGGUGAUCUCCUAUGUAGUUUACUAUGUGCGGCAAAAUCAAGAGGAUGCACGCCGGCACCUUGAGUACUUGAAAUCCCUGCCAAGCAGGCAAAAGAAACCAGAGGAAGCAGAUGAUAUCAGCACUGUCGUAUAGUGCCCUGAAUACAGUUACAGACUUAACAGAAAUUAGAUGUGGCUAUCACAGAUGCCAGAUGUUUACUUCUAACAUUCGUUGUAGACAUGAGAUUUUUUCCAAUUAAACUGAAUUCUACCACUGUCAAACUUUCUAACAAAGAUUUCUGUUUCAGGGUGAUAACACCUUUAUUGUUUCUCUGGUGGUAUUCUAAAAUCAAGUAAACUAAUAUGUAAACAUUAGUUUAGACCCAUUCCAAUCUUUAAUAAUGAAAUUUAUUUUUUUAAUUUAAGACUGAA